This is a messenger RNA of Dictyostelium discoideum AX4, 510 nucleotides long. RefSeq names its product actin related protein 2/3 complex, 20 kDa subunit (gene arcD). NCBI's taxonomy places the organism in Eukaryota, Evosea, Eumycetozoa, Dictyosteliales, Dictyosteliaceae. The coding region runs from base 1 to 510 and encodes 169 amino acids. The transcript is spliced from 4 exons. Gene Ontology annotation, cellular component: pseudopodium; cytoskeleton; actin cytoskeleton. The record is from RefSeq and is a predicted model, not a curated record. Gene Ontology annotation, biological process: actin filament polymerization; Arp2/3 complex-mediated actin nucleation.
AUGUCCACAGCUCAAGUUCCAUAUUUAAAUUGUAUUAGAAACACAUUGACCGCUUCAAUGUGUCUCCAAAAUUUUGGUUCACAAAUUGUCGAAAGACACAACAAACCAGAAGUUGAAGUCAAAACAAGCAAAGAAUUAGUUUUAAAUCCAGUUAUCAUUGCACGUAACAAAAAUGAAAGAGUUUUAAUCGAAACUUCAAUUAACUCAAUUCGUAUCAGUGUUUCAAUCAAGAAAUCUGAUGAAGUUGAUGUUAUCUUAGCAAAGAAAUUCGUUCGUUUCUUACAACAAAGAGCUGAAAACUUUAUCAUCUUAAGAAGAAAACCAGUUGAAGGUUAUGAUAUUAGUUUUUUGGUUACCAAUUUCCAUACUGAAAAUAUGUUUAAACACAAACUUGUUGAUUUCAUCAUCCAAUUUAUGGAAGAUAUCGAUAGAGAAAUCAGUGAUUUGAAAUUAACACUCAAUGCUAGAGGUCGUAUUGUUGCUUCUGAAUACUUAAAGAACUUUGCUUAA